Molecule: messenger RNA, 724 nt
Organism: Ananas comosus (pineapple)
Lineage: Eukaryota; Viridiplantae; Streptophyta; Magnoliopsida; Poales; Bromeliaceae
Exons: 1
Coding region: 76-522 (148 amino acids)
Source: RefSeq, a predicted model, not a curated record
CUUUUUCUCUCUUCAUCUCCUUAUCCUCUUAAUCUCCUUAUCUCUUCUCUCUCUCAAUCUCUUAUAACCCUGAACAUGGAGAUCAACAACAACAAUAACAACAACAGCAACAACAAGAAGCUUAUAUGGGACUGUGGAAGCUCCCUCUACGACUCCUUCGAGCUCGACUCCUUCAAGCGCCGCCUCGACUCCGCCAUCGCCUCCCGCUCCCUCUCCAUGCCGCACCACGUGAUCUCCGCAGCACCGCCGCCGCGUCCCCCCGCCUCCCCGAAGACGCAUCGCCUCCUCAAGCUCCCCAAAUUGCUCCACCGAGCACUCCGCAGGGUGCUCGGCGUGCGCACGGGGCGCGUCGACGGCGAGCCAUCGUCGGUCCGGCCCUACGACCGCACGCUUUUCGACGAAGGCGUGCGGCUCGCGUCAAUACCGGAGGCCUCCGAGAAGGGAUCGCCCGAGCUGCUGAGCAGUUCCGCCGCGAGACGGACCUUGUCGGAGCAGUUCGCGACCUUGGAGAUGGUGCUGUAAUGGCGAUUAAAUGAAACGUUCCGUCCAUGCAUGAUAUGAGGGGUUAAUUUGGCGAAUAUGGUGACGGUUUACGUACGUGCGUGCAUGGUGGGGUUGGUUUAAUUAAUAAUCACAAGCGAGAGGUGCGGGAAGUGUUUUGAGAACUGAAUUGGGUUGCGUCGCAACAAGACGGUGCUGGUUUAUGUGGGGAGGCAUUAAAUGG